UCCGGAGAGUGGGGCCGGUACCUGCUGGCGAUUGAAGACCAUUACACAGAAAAACAGAAGAGGAGAAUCCCACGGCACCCCCCGGUGCGCCCCUACGCCCCCCCCUCCCCGUCAGCAAACCGGCUUAAAGGUAUGUUUUAUGAUCAGUGACCUUUAAGUAAAUGGUGGACCUGUGAAGUGUCAGAAAGGAUUUCUUUAACCAUCUUGCUAACUUUGUCCCGGCCACAUACGUUUGCUGGGCCAGGCCGUGUAUCAGUCAGCCCUUCACCUAUGACAGCGCGCACAUCUGAUGACGGAUGUGGAACAGCUUAUGGCUGUUGUUUUGAGGACACUCUGCUGAUGAAAAACUGUCCGUCGAGCAAGAUGAAAAUGACCUUCAUAUAGGCAAGCAAUGGGUCAACGAUGAAGCCAAACAUCAGAUGUCUUCUCGGUCUUCCCAAGAUUCGGAACACCAGGACUGGGAGACAACUUAAUUCAUGCAUCACCAAAAAUAUCCAAUGAAGACUAAGGUAACACUCAUUAUUCUGUCUUGUGUGUACAUUGCAGAUUAGAAACAAGAUUUCAGACUUCUGUUUGGCUGACGGCCACAGCCAACAAAUCGUGGAGAGGCCAACCACUUUCAAAGCAAAAAAAGUAAUAAGGAAAGCCAUGGACUUGUAUCCACCACAGAACUCUUGGAAUUGAUGCGCAUGCUGAGUCAGAGGCUGAGUUGAGAAUGGUAUGAAUUGAACUGUUUACUUUUUAUGUGGAUAAUGUAGGUGUGCAUUAUAUGUCCAUAAUGGUGCUGCUGAAAGUGUGAAAUAAGAAUGUUAUAUGCUACGGAACAAUGUUAAACGGUUUUUAUUUUACUAUUUGAGGCUGGACAGUGACAUGUUCUUGCCAUCUUGCUGAUGCUACAUUUGCUUACCACCAUAAUGCCACAAGGUGAAAGAGGCCGGGAAAGAUGUCGGAGCAUAUCAAGCCUGUUCGUGCUCUAGCCAGCUCAUAGAUUUAUAAUAUUACUCAUAUAUCGUCUUGUAUCCUGUUUCGUCACCCCCCCCCCACUCCUCCCCAUCAAUGCUUAACAGUUCGUGUUACAAAUAUCUAUUCCAUCAUCUCACUCUUGUGCACAGUGAGGGAUUCUUAUUAUUGUCACGAGGUUAUCACCAAAACCAAUUUGUUGAAUGUUGUUUUUUUUGUUAGGGGAACCAGUGGGCAGCAGCAUCUUGACAACAUCACCCAAAGGCAGCAAGCCCUUACGUUCUCGCCCAGGGAUCCACACAGAGCAGCAUUCAUCCUACUUCAUUGUGGUUGACAAGCAUGCUCUGUCCAUGCAAAGGGCAACAGGUUCAGUAGGAGUUUUGACGAAGUCAAAAAAAGUCUUUAAAGCCCAUUUACGUAUUUGGUACGUCUACAGUUCUCCUUGAGCACGAUUUUUACUUUUGUGCAAAAAAACAUCUUAUUCUUAUAACACGACAUGGGGGGACACAAAGGAGCACUCCUAGAAGUUGCUCGUGCUGAGUGCGAGCAAGAACGGUGCGAUUAUUGAGAUAAAACUAUGGAAGGGUUUUCUUUGCAAAAGUGACCAUGGACGUCCCAAAACUUGUAAGCACCUUAAGAUAAAUUCAUGGGCUAUGUACAGGCAGGACUCUUUUUCUGAAAUGUGGUCAAGAAGGAUGCUCAUGUUCUUUUGGUAGCUUUUCUGGUUUUAGAAAACAUCUUAACAAGUGCCACGGAGAAAGUUUAGUAGAUUCUAUAGAAGAUGAUCUUUCAGACCCUCAAAGUACCGUCAACACCAGUAAUAUUUCUCAUGUUGAAGUGUCGACUGAAUGUUUAGAGGCUGAGUCAGAGUUGUAAAUAGUUGUGGCAGCUGUUUAUUUCUGAUCUAAAGGCAGCAGGUGUUGGUCAAAGUACAGUAAAUACUGUAGUUGAUUUCCAGGAAGAGAUUGUUCAAGAUAUUCAUCAGCAUGCUAAAGAAACAGUGAUAAAGCAUGUAUUUAGUAAUGAAAGAGAAACAGAAAUGUGCAAGAAAGUUGAGGCGUGUUUUGAGGGGUUAGAGAAUCCUUCACAGUUCUAAAUUCGAAUACAAGCGAUCAAAAAUUUAUGACUGCCAAGUGGGAAAUAGUAGAACCAGUUGAAUGUGUGAUUGGUUCAAGAUUUGACACAAGACGAAAUAAAAAGACUGGAACAUAUGAUCAGGUAGUAGUUCAAGAUAAAUUCAUGUAUAUUCCAAUUUUAUCUACACUGCAGUCAAUAUUUAAAAGUCAGUAUUUUGCAGAAAUGUUGCAAAGCUCAGCUACCAGCAACUCUAGACUGAGAGAUAUUUGUGAUGGAUCUUUUUUUUAAAGUCACCCCCUGUUCUCAACUGAGAAGCAGACAAUACAGGUCCAGAUGUUCUAUGAUGAUUUUGAGGUCGCCAACCCAUUGGGUUCCAAGCGAGGUAUUCAUAAAUUGGGUGGAGUAUAUUUUACUUUAAGAAACUUCUCUCCAAAAUGGAAUUCUUUUUUGGCUAACAUACACCUGUGCGCCUUAUUUCAUACUCAAGAUGUUAAACGAUAUGGUUUUAGUGAAAUUUUUGCUCCCAUUGUUCGAGACAUUAAAGUGUUAGAGAGCGAUGGUAUUGAGAUUCCAUUAUACAGUGGUUAUGUACGUGGCACUGUAGUACAGGUAACAGGUGAUAAUUUGGGUUUGCAUAGUUUGUUUGGUCUGGUGGAGUCUUUCAGUGCAAGGUACUGUUGCAGGUUCUGUUUAGCAGAAAAGGAGGACUUUCAAACAGAAUUCUCUGAAGAUUUCUUCCAAAAUAGUUUUUACGCACCAAAGAUAUGCAUACUGCUCACUGUCAAGAAAUGGCUUGUAAUCCAUCCCUUCCGUAUGUUUUUGGUGUGAAAAGGUCAUGCAUAUUAAAUUCAUUGAGGUAUUUUCACACAACUGAGAACUUCUCAGUUGAUGUGAUGCAUGAUGUGUUAGAAGGGGUUGGCCAGUACGAUUGAAGUUAUUAUUUCUGUAUUUGAAUGAAAAACAUGUUACAUCAGGAGAAAUACAUUCAAGAAUACAAAGUUUUGAUUAUGGUUUCACAGAGAGAAAUAACAGGCUGUGACGGUUAAUUUAAGUGAAGGAUCUAAUGAUCUGGGACUGAAUGCAAUUCAGUCCUGGUGCUUACUUAGGAAUGUUCCUCUUAUCUUUGGAGAUUUGGGUAACUUCUACUGACCAACACUGGGGCCUGCUUCUUUUAUUAUUGCAAAUAAUUAACAUUAUAUUCUCGCCCAUGUUAUCUCAAGGUCUAUGUGUAUAUUUAAAACAUUUGAUUGUUGAUCACCAUACACUGUUUAAGAAGUUGUAUCCUCAGAAUUUUUUUUUACCAAAGCACCAUUUUCUUAUCCACUAUCCCCGCUGCAUCCAGAAAAUAGGGCCUGUACUUCAUAGUUGGUGUAUGAGGUAUGAAGGCAAACAUAAUUUUUUCAAAAAACAGCUUAAAUCGUUUAAAAAUAUUACCAAAACGCUGGCAAAAAAGCAUCAGAAUCAUAUGGCAUAUAGUUGGCGAAGAUCAACAACUUUUAGUCGGUUAGAUAUGGUCCAGGAAAAAUGGUGGCUUUAAAUAUGGUAAAAGGAGGUUCUGAAAUUGCUUUGGCAAUGCAAGUGCCCAGUAGCAUUCAGGUUAUGAAGGUUAAUUGGGCUAAACAUAAUGGGUAUGUUUAUCGCCCACACUUGGUUAUCUGUGGCGAAGUUGACUCUGAAGUGCCCUUGUUUUAUCAGAUUGAGUCAGUUCUGAUAAUGUGUGAAAAAACUGUUACUACUACUCACAGUGCCUUUAGUUACAGUAACUUUUCAAGAACAUUUCCAUGCAUAUGAGGUGAUCAGAUCAAAGCAUGAUUUAGUUUUUUUUCAUGUCGACAACCUGCACUACCCUAGACCUUUUGACAUACAAAGGUCAUAUGGAGGAAAUGACACAGCUCUCCUUGUUGUGCCAUAUUGCUUUCUCUGGUGAACAUUUUUAUGAUGUUAUACUUCUGUCAUAGACAAGGCAAUGGGUGUACAAUGUAAUUCACGGACAUUGAAAUUAUACUUUUUUUUUUUCAAUAAAUGUGGGUGCUCUCAUCUUGUAUUAUUGUGCUUUGUUUUAUUUGAUAGUAUUGAUAUUUCUAUAAUUCAGUAACACUACAUCAUAUGAUUUAAAUUUAAAAAAAAAAAACACUGUAGAGAAAUGAAAAGUAAAUAUCAUUACACUUUAAAGUGUCAUUUUUUGAAGUAAAAUUGUAGUUGUCUUAACUCUAUACAGUGUAAUCAUAUUACUCUCAACAGUGUGAUUAAACUACAGUGUUAAAUAUUUUGACACAUUUCAUUGUUAUUUUUUACACAAUAUGGAGUAGAAUUAACUCUAAAAGUUUUACACUGACCAAAGAGUACAUUUUACACUGAUUUUGAGUGGGACCAAAUGUUAUCUGAAACAGAGUUAAAUUCAACUCGAUAGGAGUUAAAUUAACACUUCUGUUUUUACUGUGUAGGUAGAGUGACUAUGCAUAGAUAAUAAACAGUGAGUAGCAGCAGCGUUAAGGAAGGGGGGGGGAAUGCAAAUAGUCCGGGUAGCCAUUUCAUUAGCUGUUCAGGAGUCUUAUGGCUUGGGGGUAGAAGCUGUUAAGAAGCCUUUGGACCUAGACUUGGUGCUCCGGUACCGCUUGCCGUGCAGUAGCAGAGAGAACAGUCUAUGUCUAGGGUGGCUGGAGUCUUUGACAAUUUUUAGGGCCUUCCUCUGACACCGCCUGGUAUAGAGGUCCUGGAUGGCUGUAAUCUCUGCCAAAGGUGCUUCUACAAAGUAUUGAAUCGGUGUGAAUACUUAUGUAAAUGAGGUAUUUCUAUAUUUCAUUUUCAAUAAAUUAGCAAAAAUGUCUAAAACAUGUUUUCACUUUGUCAUUAUGGGGUAUUGUGUGUAAAUGGGUAACACAACAAAAUGUGGAAUAAGUCGAAGGGUAUGACUACUUUCUGAAGGCACGGUAUAUGGUCAGUUUAACAGUGGUAAGAGAGCACAUAGGGAGAACUGAUGGUGCUGAGAAAGAACACUGGUUUGGCGCAAACACUGACCCUCUCCUCAUCACCAUGGAAAUAGAAUUAGAAUUGGACAUGGGUUCUAUUUCUAUGCUCAUUACAGUACGAUCAACCUGUCAGGUGAAAACAAAGAGUUCAGAGGCUAGAGCAGGGAUCAUCAACUAGAUUCAGCCACGGGAUGAAUUCUUCUUGAGCGGAUGGUCAGGGGGCUGGAACAUAAUUACAAAUAUGAGAAAUACUAAAGGCUGAUCCGAGAGGACCAUGUACACCGAACAAAAAUAUAAACGCAACAUGUAAAGUGUUGGUCCCAUGUUUCAUGAGCUGAAAUAAAGAUCCCAGAUAUUUUCCAUAUGCACAAAAAGCUUAUUUCUCUAAAAUGUUGUGCACAAAUUUGUUUACAUCCCUGUUAGUGAGCAUGUCUCCUUUGCCAAGAUAACCCAUCCACCUGACAGGUAUGGCAUAUCAAGAAGCUGAUUAAACAGCAUGAUCAUUACACAGGUGCACUUGGUGCUGGGGAAAAUAAAAGGCCACUCUAAAAUGUGUAGUUUUGUCCCAGAACACAAUGCCACAGAUGUCUCAAGUUUUGAGAGAGCGUGCAAUUAGCAUGCUGACUGCAGGAAUGUCCACCAGAGCUGUUGCCAGAGAAUGUAAUGUUAAUUUCUCUACCAUAAGCCGCCUCCAACGUCGUUUUAGAGAAUGUGGCAGUACGCCCAACCAGCCUCACAAACGCAGACCACGUGUAUGACAUCGUGUGGGUGAGCGGUUUGCUGAUGUCAAUGUGGGUGCCCCAUGGUGGCAGUAGGGUUAUGGUAUGGGCAGGCAUAAGCUACAGACAAUGAACACAAUUAAAUUUUAUCGAUGGCAAUUUGAAUACACAGCGAUACCGUGAUGAGAUCCUGAGCCCCAUUGUCAUGCCAUUUAUCUGCCGCCAUCACCUCAUGUUUCAUGUUCCAUGUCGCAAGAAUCUGUACACAAUUCCUGGAAGCUGAAAAUGUCCCUGUUCUUCCAUGGCCUGAAUACUCACCAGACAUGUCACCCAUUGAGCAUGUUUGGGAUGCUCUGGAUCGACGUGUACAACAGCGUGUUCCAGUUCCCGCCAAUAUCCAGCAACUUCGCACAGCCAUUGAAGAGGAGUGGGACAACAUUCCACAGGCCACAAUCAACAGCCUGAUCAACUUUAUGUGAAGGAGAUGAGUCGUGCUGCAUGAUACAAAUACCGACUGGUUUUCUGAUCGAAUGAUCGACGCCCCUACUUUUGAUUUUAAGGUAUCUGUAUUCCCAGUCAUGUGAAAUCCAUAGAAUACACAUAAUGACACACAAAUAAUGCAAGAAAAUCAAGUUUCCCUGCAAGACAAGGAUUUUCCCGACUUUCAAGAAUCCCUGAGCUAAUUUCUAAACAUUUUGCCAUGAGGCUGAGAGAAAAUGUUGCAGUUUUACAGCUAAUUUCCUGUAAUAUCAUGGUUUAUGACGUGUUCAUGUGCUAUAUGGUGGCUAAAUGUCGCCAUCGUGUGUGGAAUAGGCAGACAUACAAGAAAUGAGAGAAAAGUGGCGAUAUUUAUUUAUUUAUUUGUAUUAGGGAACGAAACAAUCAAAUGGAUUUUGGAGAGCUGUCAAUCAAAAUACGUUUGGCGAGGAGAGCUGAUUAUGACCUAAACUGCGUCCCCCAUUCUAUUUCUAUGGUUCCAUAGACGCAACAAUGUAAACGCUCUGUAAAUUCCAGUGUUUUCAACACAGUGGCUCAUUAGCAAAGUUACACUUUCUGCUGCUACAUCUUAGUUUAAAGACUGCAAAAAUUACUGUAUGAAUUGGCCUACAAGACUCCGGUAAGUAGAAGGCAAUAUUUGAUCCAAAAAGCCCGGUUUUAGUCGGGGUUUUUCGACGCAUCAUCUUGUAAUGCUAUGCUGAUUUAAACUCACAAAAUGCGAGAAAAGUUUCCACGAUGAAUCAAUUAAUCAGAAGAGGAAUUUGUACAAAUUAGCUGUAGGACCCACUAUUUUCCACUGUUGUCCAGUUUUGUGCUCUAAGUAAGAUGAAGUUGUCCAUGACAACACUGACCUAAGGUGGGGUUUGCUUAGGCUUGGCAUUUGAAAUCAAUCAAUCUCUUUAUUUUUCUCUCAGUCAUGUCUAGAAGAAGUGCGAGACUUCUUAAUGUAGGGUACUAUGACCAGUCCUCAGAUGAUGAAAUCUCUGGCUCCAUGGUCUCCUACAAGGAGAGCCCUGUGCCUAGGUAGGUAGGUGUGUGUGUGUGUGUGUGAGUGAGAGAGUAUCGCUGUGUGUGCGGUGAUGUUUAUUGCACUUACGGUGGUAUUAGCACAGUGUUAACUGUGUGUGUGUCAAAUCAAAAUGUAUCUGUGUGUGUCUGUCUCAGGCUAUUCAACAAGAGGAAACCGAGAACAGGGGGCCAUAAGGGAAUCCAAAAGCCAAAUCAGCCAAUCAACGGUGAUGAAUUAAUUGGUACUGCUGACAUCACUUCCUGCCUGCGCAGGGGUUGUCCAGAUUGAUAACCCCUAUCUAGCCCCUUGUCCCUAGGACAUGGUUGUUCUGUCUUGCCAACUCCAUGACAAUGAUCAUAGGAGUUUGUGACAACACAGGAUACGUCCUAGGCCCGGGUUAGACACUUUUGUAGAUUGGAAAUCAUAUGCAAUGUAUUACUAAAGUCUUUCCUUCCCCUCUCCCCCCACCCCUCUUUCCUCUCUCUCUCCCCCCACCACCUCUUUCACCUCUCUUUCCCUCUCUUUCUCCCUCCUUCACCCACCCCUCUUUCGUCUCUCUGUCUCCCUGCUCCCCCAACCCUCUCGUUCCUCUCUCCCUCCUCCCCCACCCUCUCUUUCUCUCUCUCCCUCCUCCCCAACCCUCUCUUUCUCCUCUCUCCCCCUCCCCCACCCCUCUCUUCCCUCCUCCCCCCACCCUCUUUUUCUGCUCUCUCCCCCACAUCCUCCCACCCCUCUCUUUCUCUCCCCCCCCCCUCCCCCCCCUAUUCCUUCCCUCCCCCUCUGUCAGUCAUGGCGCCAACUGUGGAGGGCCGUCCAGAGAAGCAGACCUUCCUGUCUCCUACUGUGGCACCCAGUGUGGCCCCUGUUUCCUUUGGCCCCCGCCGCCUCUGUGGCCCUGCAGCCCAGCAUGAGCUCCUCCAGCAAUUGGAAUUCACCAGAAUUGACAGCUCUGGCUACUGCUCUGAUUCUGAGGAGCCACUGAGGGUCAAGACACGCUCCAACAGGAAGACUAUCCAGCGGGAUAGGCACUAGGACCAGGGCCAUCGCUAGCUGCAGUGAGUUCAGUGUGUCUGUCCUGUGAGAGACAACACUAGCUUGGCAUUUGCAUGUCUUUAUAUGCUUGUAAAAAAUAAGAAGAUAAAAAAAGCUGGUUAGUUAGCAUUAGCUUAGCAUCAGUGUGUCUCAAUUCAAUUUUCAAUUUAAGGGCCUUUUUUAAUUUAUGCGUGUCCUCUCUGCUUGAAAUUUGUCAGCAUUAGUUUAGCAUUAGCUCGUCGCUUUGCUUUUGCCUUGUUUGUUAGCAUUAGCAUUAUCUUUGGCUCUGUGUGUCUCCCUGUAGGCCGUUCAUGUUUCCCGACUGGUUUGCCAUCCUGGUUUGUCAUCUUCCUCUUCCUCCUGCCCGUUCUCCUGACCUUCCGUGAGUGUGACGUAACGUUCAUGUUCACACAUCUAAAUAUCCUCCUAUAAAUCUGUCCUCUGUGUGACCCGAACCACAAUGUCUUCCCUGCAGUAUUUGUCUUUCCGACCGUGUUCCCCACCAUGAACCUCAACCUUCCAAUGAACCGGCCGACUCAACCUGACUCUCCGCCCGACCUGACAUCAAAGGCUACAGUAGGACCUCUGUUUUUUCAUCUGUCCUUCUGGUGACGUCUCACAUGGCACACUAUACCCUAUAUAGUGGCCCACUUAUGUGGGCUCUGGUCAAAGGUAGUGCGCUACAUAGGGAAUAGAGUGCCAUUUGGGGCAGACUGUGUUAUCUAUGUCUUGAUUGGGUGAAUGCUGCAAUGAAGCUAUGCAUGGGCACACUCUGGUUGACUAGUUAAAACUCUUUCUACAGUAUGGAACUUCUAUCAUGGAUUCAGCUCUUGAAGACAAAAUGGACAACAUCCAGGUACAAAAUAGAGAGAGGGGGGUGGAGAGAGAAUGCACAAAAUGUUUGGCCAUAUUAAUUUAUCUGUCCAUGUGCUUGUCUUGCAGAGAGAGAUUGAAAUUCUUAAACAGAAAGCACACCAGCACCGAGGCAUUUCCCAGGUGAGAAUAGUCAAUCUAUCCCUUUGUAGUGGAAGUACCUGGGAUUAUUUUCUAUUUGUUGCUGUAGUAUUGCCAGUUUGUCAAUUGAGAUGUGGUGUCAAUAAUUGCCCUUCUGGAAUUAAUAAAGUUUAUUCAAUUGAAUUGUGUUUGUGUCCACCAACAGAUGGUACAAAGACUCAAUAUCGACAUGAGGGGAGUAAGGAGCGAGAUGAACAACGUCAGAGGGAAAGGGAACAGGUGAGUGUGGACCAGUCCUGAAACUACCCAUAUAGUCCCUAGCUCCUACCCCAUAAAAAAACAAGACAAAAGUUAUGUUGUAUUCUAUUCUAGAAGACAAAUAUCUGUUUCUCCCAAAAUAGAAAAUACAUUUGUUUUGUGUUGUUUCAUUCUAUUUUAUUGUAGUGUCUCUAUUGCUGUCUCUACUGCUGGAGAGCGUCUGGCCCAGGACGCUGCCGAGUUCGGCAGCAAGAUGGCUGAUCUCCAAGAGGAACAGUCCAUUACCACACAGAGGGUCAGAGCCCUGGAGGACACCAGUGAUACGGUAACACACACGUACACGCAGGCACACGUGCACACACACACACACAUACACACACACACUUCUCCUAAUAUGCGUGAUCUCUGUGUGUUCUCUAGCUGCAGCAACAGGUGACCACCAUUCAAAACCAGCCUCCCCCUGCUCCCACACCAGAAAACAUACACCUGACACCUGAUUUUAAAGAGGCCAUGGAGAAAUGGCUGCGUGACCAACUGGCCCAGGUGGGUUUAUUUAUUUUCUUGUAAAAUAAACAGAAGAUGUGAUGCGUUUUUAAAGUUGACCGUGCAUGUGUGAUUGUGUGUCUGUCUGUGUCUCACAGGAUGAGAGAUGGGACAUGAAACGGGUGAUAAAGGAUUGCAGUCGUCCGUUAGCGGACCGACUGCCUGACUUUGCCUUGGAGUCUCAAGGUUUGUGACAUCACUGUACUUCAGCAUGUUUUCCGUAUGUGCCACAGAAAAUAGUCCCAGCACGUGUGGAUGCUUUAUAGACUACAGUAUCGUGUGUGUGUGUGUGUAGGUGGCAGUAUUGUAACCAGCAGAUGCUCUGAGACGUAUCACACCCGUUCGGCCUGCGUGAGCUUCCUGGGGAUUCCCCUGUGGUAUCCUGAAGAGACCCCCCGGACUGUCAUCCAGGUUGGUACCUCUCUCUCCCUUUGUGUCAUCCUAUAUCUCUCUUUCUGAAGUGUGUCGUCUUGACCACCAUGUUUAAAUGCAGGUUAACCAUUCUCCUACAAUUUCCGUGGCCUGCGGAAAUCUAAUUAACAUAAUACAAAAAUUCCCAUCUAAAUCCAUCUGUUUAAGCUAGAGAUAUUUGUUUCUUUGUAUGGGCUGCGUCUCAAUCCACCACAUCCACCGAUAUCGCCCUUCCGCAUCUGCGGUGAAAGGUGGCAAAUUAUUAUGAGACUCUCACAAACACGAUGAUGUUCUGUUUUUUUAUAUUUUUAUACACUAAAUUUUUUACAUUUUAGUCAUUUAGCAAACGCUCUUAUCCAGAGCGACUUACAGUUAGUGAGUGCAUACAUACAUUUUGUAAUUUUUCAUACUGGCUCCCCGUGGGAAUUGAACCCACAACCAAGGCAUUGCAAACGCCAUGCUCUACCAACUGAGCUACAUCCCUGCCAGCCAUUCCCUCCCCUACCCUGGACGACACUGGGCCAAUUGUGCGCCGCCCCAUGGGUCUCCCGGUCGCGGCUGGCUACGACAGAGCCUGGAUUCGAACCACGCGAUGCAGUGCCUUAGACCACUGCACCCCUUCAAAUGAGUGGAUUCUGUUAUUUCAGCCACACCCAUUGCUGACAGGUGUAUAAAAUCGAGCACACAGCCAUGCAAUCUCCAUAGACAAACAUUGGCAGUAGAAUGGCCUUACUGAAAAGCUCAGUGACUUUCAACGUGGCACCGUCAUAGGAUGGUCCUCUGUAGCUCAGCUGGUAGAGCACGGCGCUUGUAACGCCAAGGUAGUGGGUUCGAUCCCCGGGACCACCCAUACACUAAAAUGUAUGCACGCAUGACUGUAAGUCGCUUUGGAUAAAAGUGUCUGCUAAAUGGCAUAUUAUUAUUAUUAUUAUGCCACCUUUCCAACAAGUCAGUUUGUCAAAAUUCUGCCCUGCUAGAGCUGCCCCAGUCAAUUGUAAGUGCUGUUAUUGUGAAGUGGAAACAUCUAGGAGCAACAACGUCUCAACCGCGAAGUGGUAGGCCACACAAGCUCACAGAACGGGACCGUGUACUGAAGCGCGUACCGAGGUCCAAACUGCCUCUGGAAGAAACGUCAGCACAAUAACUGUUUGUCGGGAGCUUCAUGAAAUGGGUUUCCAUGGCCGAGUAGCCGCACACAAGCCUAAGAUCACCAUGCGCAAUGCCAAGCGUUGGCUGUAGUGGUGUAAAACUUGCCGCCAUUGGACUCUAGAGCAGUGGAGAUGCGUUCUCUGGAGUGAUGAAUCACGUUUCACCAUUUGGCAGUCCGACGGACUAAUCUGGGUUUGGCGGGUGUCAGGAGAACACUACCUACCCCAAUGCAUAGUGCCAACUGUAAAGUUUGGUGGAGGAGGAAUAAUGGUCUGGGGCUGUUUUUUCGUGGUUCGGGCUAGGCCCCUUAAUUCCAGUGACGGGAAAUCUUAACGCUACAGCAUACAAUGACAUUCUAGACGAUUCUAGUGCUUCCAACUUUGUGGCAACAGUUUGUGCAAGGCCCUUUUCAGCAUGACAAUACCCCCGUGCACAAAGCGAGGUCCAUACAGAAAUGGUUUGUCAAGAUCGGUGUGGAAGAACUUGACUGGCCUGCACAGAGCCCUGACCUCAAAAUCAAAUAUCUAAAUAAUCCUUGGUAUGACCAUCUUAAAACAAUUCCAUAUGUUGGCUUAGUAGAACCGACCCCCCCCCCUCCCCCCAACCUCACCGCUGGCUUAGACAGGCCUUAGACUCUAGAUGUGUUUCCCAACCCAGGUCCUCCCAACAAUAACAACAAAUGUAUUGUAACCAUGGACAAGCACACCUGAUUCAACUUGUCAACUAAUCAUCAAGCCCUCAAUGAGCUGAAUCAGGUGUGCUUGUCCAGGGCUAUAACGAAACAGUGUACUGUUGGGGGUACUGGAGGACCAGGGUUGGAAAACACUGCUCUAGAGGGUUAAAGACUGAUCCAAAUACACCUGUCACUCAUCUUUCACCCCCUCAGGGCCAGCAGGUGCUGCCUGGCAAGUGUUGGCCGUUUCCUGGGGCCCAGGGCACUAUGACCAUCGCCCUGUCUCACCCCAUCCACGUGACCCAUGUCUCUCUGGAGCACCUCUCCACCGCCGUCUCCCCUAACGGACGCAUCGACAGUGCCCCCAAGGACUUCGCCGUCUACGUGAGUCACCUCUGAGGGCCUGUAUUCACAAAGUCUCUGAGUGUGGGGGGGGGGGGGACCCUUUCCUUCCCUGUUCAGCACUCCAACUCUGAGGCUCUUUCCUUUCUUGUACCACAUAGAAUCUACAGUGGGAUGAUUUGUACAGGGAUGUUUUAGUGCUAUGUAGAAUACCUUUUAAUUGACUCCCUCACUUUUUCCCCACUCGCUUUCUGUGUAGGGCAUGUCUACUGUCAGCGAAGAGGGAACACUGCUCGGAAUGUUUACAUAUGACCAGGCUGGAGAUCCCCUCCAGACAUUCAAAUUGCCUGUGAGUCCAAUGCUGACAAACUAUUAGAGAUACAUAGUAAAGAUACAGGCUAAUGAGACAGGUAGUGAUACAUAGUAAAGAUACAGGCUAAUGAGACAGGUAGAAAUACCUUUUGGGGCCUAAUGUGUAUGCAUUAAGACUUAUCUCAAAAGUCAAUAAGCUUGGACCUCUCUCACCCUCUUCUCACUCUGACUUUUUUUUUCUCAGAACCCUACUGCAGUGUAUCGGUAUGUGGAGCUCCAUGUCCUCAGCAACUGGGGUCACCAGGACUACACCUGUGUGUACCGCUUCCCGGGUUCACGGCAAGAUGGCUUCCUUUUGAAGGGG
Coregonus sp. 'balchen' is the source of this 13270-nucleotide messenger RNA. NCBI's taxonomy places the organism in Eukaryota, Metazoa, Chordata, Actinopteri, Salmoniformes, Salmonidae. The record is from the annotation of a GenBank genome assembly.